Onychostoma macrolepis is the source of this 1318-nucleotide messenger RNA. RefSeq names its product histamine N-methyltransferase (gene hnmt). Gene Ontology annotation, molecular function: N-methyltransferase activity. The record is from RefSeq and is a predicted model, not a curated record. The transcript is spliced from 7 exons. NCBI's taxonomy places the organism in Eukaryota, Metazoa, Chordata, Actinopteri, Cypriniformes, Cyprinidae. Bases 59 to 937 code for a protein of 292 amino acids.
CACUGGCAGACAGUGUGAAGACAAACGGAGAGAAGUGAAGUUUCAGCAGGUGAAAACCAUGGCAGCUCCAUUCAGAUCACUUGUGGAAGAUUAUCCAAGAUACCUCAAAUCUUUUGAGCUUUUUCUGGAGCGCUCAUCAGAGCACCAGUGCAUGCAGGACUUCAUUCAUAAUACGCUACCAGACAUACUGGCAAGCAUUGGAGGGGGGAGAUCUGUUUUCAAUGUAAUGGGAGUAGGGAGCGGAGCAGGUGAGAUUGAUCUAGAGAUGCUAGCUCAACUACACCUGAAACAUCCACAUGUCAAAGUCGACAAUGAAGUUGUGGAACCAAGCAAUGACAUGCUGCACAAAUAUAAAGUUCGAGUGUCAACAACUCCAGAUCUUGAUCAUAUAAACUUUACAUGGAAUAAGAUGACGGCAUCUGAAUUUGAAAAACAUUGGCAAGAGAAAAACCCUGGGAAAAAGAUGGACUUCAUUCACAUGAUACAGAUGCUGUACUACGUCAAAGAUCCAGAGGCCACCGUCUCAUUUUUUCGGAGUCUUCUACACAAAGAUGGAAAACUCUUAAUCAUUCUGGUGUCAGGUGAGAGUGGAUGGGGAAAAUUAUGGACAACCUUUAAAGAACAACUCUGCUAUACUGAAAUCAGUCAGUGCAUUACUACAGGAGAUAUAAAGACCUUCCUAAAUACUGAGGGCAUCCCCUACCAGAACUAUGAGCUUCUGUCCCAAAUGGACAUCACAGAGUGCUUCACUGAUGGAGACCAGGUGGGAGAGCUGCUGCUGGAUUUCCUUACCGAGGUCAUAGAGUUCAGUAAGAAUGCUCCUGAAGACCUGAAGAAAGGAGUGCUGGACUUACUGAGACAUCCUGACUGCAGCAAAGAGGUGGAUGGCAGGAUCAUCUUCAACAACAACCUGGGAGUCUUAGUGGUUGAGCCGUAGCUCCAAGACUUCUUUAUAUCUCACCUGCACACCAAUAUACAGUGCUUCUCAACCGUUUUGACUCUGAAGCUCCUCAUUGUCAAUAAUAUUGAAAGGCCCGUGACUUUUAAAGCUAUUCAUGAUUUACUGAAGGUUUAAGAAUAAUGAUUCUUAAAAAUGAUUUUUUUUCCUUGCAAUUUCUGCAUUUUAAAAGCUUUAAAAACUAGACAGAUGUGUAUUAAUUUAUACAUGGAUGCAUGUGAUACAUUUCUAGGUCUAAAAUCACACUUUUAAAAUCAGACUACCUCAUAUAUAUUUUUUCAAGCCCUCUAAAAAAAUGAAACAUUUGCUGAGGUGGUGAAUUAAAGAUUAAGAUUAAUUAAGAAAUAUAUUGAUUUUUAG